Racocetra persica is the source of this 488-nucleotide messenger RNA. Lineage: Eukaryota; Fungi; Glomeromycota; Glomeromycetes; Diversisporales; Gigasporaceae. The record is from the annotation of a GenBank genome assembly.
AUCACCCAAAGCUAUCCCAGAAGUUGAUUCGUGAAGGUUAUAAAUAUGUUGAUAGACUUUCGGAUUAUUUAGAAGAUAUUGGGACUAUGUAUAUCAGAGAAUUCAAAUUAGAUCCCCUAGCUGACUUCUACUAUUCAGCCUUAAUUCUGCCUUUAUCUGUCUUAGCAAUUAGAGCAGAUAUUCGUAAAAAAUUUAUUAUUAGUGUGGAGUCUGCUAUUAUGGGAGGAAUGAGUCUAUUUACUCUAGAAAAAAAUAAACGAUCUUUGCUCCAGAAUCUAAUCCAAAUAAACUAUUCCAUUGAUAACUUGACUAUGUUAAUAGGAAUAACUUGGAAGCAAGAAGAGAUGAAAACUUGGAGGAAUGAUGUGCUUAUGAAACUCUUCUAUUAUUCAAAUUUAGCUUCUUCGAAGCAUAGACCGGGUGCAUUAUAUGAUGCAUUUACCAAGACUAGUGUUUUAGAGCCAAAACAUAUAUUGGCUCUAGCAUGA